AUGUUCAAUGCUACCCAGCAUCGCGGCAAUCCCAAUUUGGGACCCGCUCCUCCUGGACAACCGAACCAUCGUCUUAACGAGAUCAUGGACUCUCUCCGGGCCGAAUUUGAAAACCAAAGUCGCGCGUCCGAGCAAGUCGAGAACCAAGUCGCCCAGCAGAUCCAAGAGAUGGAAUUGAUCCGUAACAAGGUCUACCAGCUCGAACAGAACCAGCUGAAAAUGAAACAAGACUACGAGGCUGAAAUCCGAAUGCUCCGCCAUGAACUGGAGUUGCGUGGAGGACCCCAGGUACAAUCCCAUCUCGCUGGCCCUCCACAGCACGGUGGUCCAGCGCAGGCUCCUCCGUCUCUGGGACAUGGCCAGGGUGGUCUAUUUAGUGGAAUCAUGGCAAACCAAGGUCAGGGCGGACCAGGCCUUGCGCCUCCCCCAGAACAGCCUCCCCAACAACAACACCCCCUACAGGCACCGCCACCGGCGGGACAACCUCAAGGCCCACCUCAACCACCAAAUUCCUUUCCGGGUUAUCAGCAGGGCCCUACAUUGAACGGGUACGCGCCACAGCCACAGCCACCGACAAACUCGCCCGGACUGGGCAAGAAUCGGACAAUGGCAGCCAGAGGCGGUCCUGGACCGGCUACGCCUCAGCAACAUCCCAACCAACCACAGCCGAUGCCCUAUCAGAAUGAUCCUCGGGCCUCGCCUCAGAUCCCUCGACCGACGCCUCCGGGAAGUGACCUGCAACUUGGACCUCGUCAUCAGAUGCCUACCCAAGGACAAUAUCCUAAUGUAGGCAACGUCCUAGCGGACCUCAACCCUGACGAUCUUCCAGACCACUUGAAGCGGACUGGCCCCAAUGGCGAGUGGCAUGCCGUGUUCAAUCCCAAUGUUCCUCGGGUGCUCGAUAUCCAGCUGCUGCACAAUCUGGUCCAUGAGUCCGUGGUCUGCUGCGUCCGCUUCUCCAACGAUGGUAAGUACGUCGCCACCGGCUGCAACCGUAGCGCUCAGAUCUUUGACGCACGGGAUGGGCGCAAGGUGUGCGAGUUGUUGGAUGAGAGCGUUCAGGACAAGGACGGGGAUUUGUACAUCCGUUCGGUGUGCUUCUCGCCUGAUGGUAAGCUGUUGGCCACUGGUGCAGAGGAUAAGAGGAUUCGUGUGUGGGAUAUUGAAAGCAAGCGCAUCCGCACCACGUUCGACGGCCACGAGCAAGACAUUUAUUCGUUAGACUUCUCGCGCACUGGCCGGUUAAUCGCCUCCGGAUCGGGCGACAAGACUGUAAGGCUGUGGGACAUUGAGUCCAACCAGCAAGUUAUGGUCUUGUCUAUUGAAGACGGCGUCACCACAGUGGCUAUGUCGCCCGAUGGGCGAUAUGUCGCUGCUGGGUCGUUGGACAAGAGUGUUCGCGUGUGGGAUUGUUCGAGCGGAUAUCUCGUCGAACGCCUUGAGGGACCCCAAGGCCACAAGGACAGUGUCUACUCUGUUGCAUUCUCGCCCAGUGGACGCGAGCUUGUCAGUGGCAGUUUGGACAAGACGAUCAAGAUGUGGGAGUUGUCGCCACAACGCAGUCUCGUUCCAGGGUCAGCCGGGAAAGACGGCAAAUGUAUCCGCACCUUUGAAGGCCACAAGGACUAUGUGCUUUCAGUUUGUCUUACGCCCGGCGGUGAAUGGGUUAUGUCUGGGUCGAAAGAUCGUGGAGUGCAGUUCUGGGACCCCAACACAGGCAAUGCCCAGAUGAUGCUACAAGGCCACAAGAACUCGGUCAUCUCGGUGGCACCGUGCCCAACCGGUCAUUUGUUCGCCACCGGAUCAGGUGACAUGAAGGCCCGGAUCUGGCAAUACACCACCUGGAGAGGAGCGCACCAGGGCAUCUAG
This is a messenger RNA of Capronia epimyces CBS 606.96, 1869 nucleotides long. RefSeq names its product glucose repression regulatory protein TUP1. Gene Ontology annotation, molecular function: protein binding. The record is from RefSeq and is a predicted model, not a curated record. Bases 1 to 1869 code for a protein of 622 amino acids. The transcript has 2 exons. NCBI's taxonomy places the organism in Eukaryota, Fungi, Ascomycota, Eurotiomycetes, Chaetothyriales, Herpotrichiellaceae.